Lactuca virosa is the source of this 669-nucleotide messenger RNA. Lineage: Eukaryota; Viridiplantae; Streptophyta; Magnoliopsida; Asterales; Asteraceae. The record is from the annotation of a GenBank genome assembly.
AUGAAACUCUCCGGAAGAAUCAACCCCAAGAACAUCUUCAGAUCCAAAAAACGCAGCACAGUGUCCAGAUCGGAGUCAUCGUCUUUCAGUUCCUCCAUUACCACGACGUCAGGCUCCCCGGAGCCCAGCCGUCACCACAAGUCAAAAUCAAACGGCCUUGCGACACCAACCAGCGUCUUAACGACCCACUCACAUGAAAUAUCAUCCGACGAGUGGUCGGAGAUCUCAGCCGAUAUACAGUUUGAGCUUGUACAGGCGUUCCGGAUCAUGGACACUGACGGCGACGGAAGGAUAACAAGAGCGGAGUUGGAGGCUCUGUUGAGCCGGAUCGGAGGUGCCGAGCCUGUUACACCGGAGGAACUUAGCCUCAUGCUUAACGAAGUCGACAGAGACGGUGACGGAAGCAUUAGUCUUGAGGAGUUCGGCGUUAUAAGCUCUGCGUUCGGACCACCGUCGUGUGACGACGAGUUGAGAGGUGCUUUUGGGUUUUUUGACACGGAUCACGACGGGAUGAUCACGGCGGAUGAGUUGUUUGCGGUGUUUAAGUCGAUCGGAGACGGACAGUGCACAUUAGAGGAUUGCAGGCGUAUGAUAAGUAGCGUGGACAAGAAUGGAGAUGGAUUCGUCUGCUUCGAGGAUUUCACGCGUAUGAUGGAGCAACAAAGAUAG